UUGAUUUAAGGAUAACUCAAAGAUUCUCAAAACUAUCUCCAUAAAACCUCAAGUCAUGUUUGAGCUCAACAAAUUGUUCCUUCCUUCCAUUUUGCUAAUCUUUCCAUUGUUACUUAUAAUCUUCAUUUUCAAGCUUUUCUCUUCCCCAACAACACAAUCUAACCAAUCUACAAACAUAAAAUUCCCAAAAUCUUACCCAAUAAUAGGCCACUUAAUUGCCAUAUACCAACACAAACAUGAAAGAUUCCAAUGGUUCUCAACCCUUCUUCUAAACUCCCCAACCAACACCUUUGUCAUCCACCACCCAUUCGGGUGGCGGAGCAUCGACACAUCUAACCCCACCAAUGUAAAACACAUCCUCAAGACUAAAUUUUCCAUUUACCAAAAGGGUCCUUACCAAAAAACCAUUCUAAAAGACCUUCUAGGAGAUGGCAUAUUCAAUGUUGAUAAUGAAUUGUGGAAAUCUCAAAGACAAAUUGCUAGCCAUGAAUUCAACACCAAAUCUUUAAGAAAGUUUGUAGAAAAUGUUGUUGAUCUCGAAAUUUCGAAUAGAUUGAUCCCAAUCUUAUUAGAUGCUACCCAAAAUCACAAAAUCCUUGAUCUUCAAGACAUACUUAAAAGAUUUGCAUUUGAUAAUAUUUGCAAGAUUGCAUUUGGGUAUGACCCUGAAUUUUUGUUACCUUCUUUACCAAAAUCCCAAUUUGCUAUUGCAUUUGAAGAAGCUGUGAUGAUUAGUAGUCAAAGAGCAAGAACAUUUUUCAAAAAUUCAUGGAAAAUUCAAAGAUUUUUCAAUAUUGGGUCAGAAAAACAGCUAAAAGAAGCCAUUAAUGUGAUUCAUAGCUUUGUUAAUACCAUUAUAAGGAAGAAAAAACAGGGCAUGAUGAAAAACUCUGUAACAGAUGAUUUACUAUCAAGGGUCCUAAAUUCAGGCUAUUCUAAUGAGAAAUUUGUGACUGAUUUUGUGAUCAGUUUCAUCCUUGCAGGUCGCGACACCACAUCAGCUGCUUUAACAUGGUUUUUCUGGCUCCUACAUGACAACAUUCGUGUCGAUAACGAGAUUUUAUUCGAGAUUAACAGAAAAAAAACAGAAAAAAACUCUGUUUUUGAUGAAGUUAAAGACAUGGUUUAUACACAUGCUGCAUUGUGUGAAAGUAUGAGGCUUUACCCACCUGUUCCUGUGGAUGUGAAAGAGGCUACAGCCAAUGAUGUGCUGCCAGAUGGCACGUACGUCGAAAAGGGUAUGUGGGUUGCUUAUGUGCCUUAUGUUAUGGGUAGGAUGGAAAGUAUUUGGGGGUGUGAUUGGGCUGAAUACAGGCCCGAAAGAUGGCUGCAAGUACAGGAUGAAGCAGAAAAUGGGUGUAGGAAGUGGAGGUUUGUGGCGAAAGAUCCAUAUUUGUACCCGGUUUUUCAAGCCGGGCCUCGGGUUUGUCUUGGAAAGGACAUGGCGUUCUUGCAGAUGAAAAGGGUGGUUUCCGGUGUCUUGGAGAGGUUUCGGGUGGUUCCGGUGGUGGAAGAUGGUUGUCAACCAGUUUAUGUUCCUCAUUUGACUUCUAAAAUGCAAGGUGGUUUUCCUGUUAGGAUUGAAAAAAGGAUACUUUAGAAUAUAUAGAUUUUUAAUUUAGUCCAUUAUGAAUGGAGUAUUAUUUUACCUUUUGAAAGUCUAAUUAUUAUAGUGUAAACUAAAUCGAUAUUAUUAUUUUUAAGGAAUUAUUUUGCGUUAAA
Messenger RNA from Amaranthus tricolor (Joseph's coat), 1722 nucleotides. RefSeq names its product cytochrome P450 94A2-like. The record is from RefSeq and is a predicted model, not a curated record. Bases 56 to 1600 code for a protein of 514 amino acids. The transcript has a single exon. Gene Ontology annotation, molecular function: oxidoreductase activity, acting on paired donors, with incorporation or reduction of molecular oxygen; monooxygenase activity; heme binding. NCBI's taxonomy places the organism in Eukaryota, Viridiplantae, Streptophyta, Magnoliopsida, Caryophyllales, Amaranthaceae.